AUGAGGUACGGUGAUCACUAUGAAUGGAACAAGGCCGUGACCUGUAUCCACAAUGUGUUGAGUCAACAGCGCUGGCUGGAGCAUUAUGGAGAGGUGGUCAUCAGAAACACAAAGAGCGAUGAGUGCACUUGCAAGAUCACCUUUGUCAAGUCUCGUUACUGGAGCUCAGACAGCAGUAAGAACGAGGUUCAGGGUGUAGUCCUAAAUCGGGCCGGAGAAGUGAUCCAUCGCUUUGGAGGCCUGUGGCAUGAAGGCAUCUUCUGUGACACUCUGCCAACACCAAAGUGCAUCUGGAAGCCCAAUGUACAGCCUGAUGACUACGCCCAGUUCUAUGGUUUCUCACAUUACGCAAGAGAACUGAACGAACUAACCCCGGACCUGAUUGGUGUCCUUCCACCUACAGACACACGAUUCAGACCAGACCAGAGGCUCCUAGAGGAGGGGAAGGUGGAAGAGGCUGAUAAGAAGAAGGAUGAAGUGGAGGAAAAGCAGAGAGACCGCAGGAAGGAGAUGGCCAAAAAAGGGGAGGAGCACAUCCCUCGUUUCUUCAAGUAAAA
Nematolebias whitei (Rio pearlfish) is the source of this 557-nucleotide messenger RNA. Its product is annotated as oxysterol-binding protein-related protein 6. The transcript is spliced from 5 exons. Bases 1 to 555 code for a protein of 184 amino acids. Gene Ontology annotation, cellular component: plasma membrane; intracellular membrane-bounded organelle; perinuclear endoplasmic reticulum. NCBI's taxonomy places the organism in Eukaryota, Metazoa, Chordata, Actinopteri, Cyprinodontiformes, Rivulidae. Gene Ontology annotation, molecular function: cholesterol binding. The record is from RefSeq and is a predicted model, not a curated record.